AUGUCAAGAUCCAGCUUCAGAAAAAUCAUGCCCCUUCGACAUACACUGGAUCUGAUUUACCGUCGAUCUAAUGUUGAUUCCGAUGCUGACACUGAUGAUGCGGACGGUGAUAAGUUACAGCCAGCAGCGCAGACCGCAUCUUCAGAAACCACAUCGGCAACAACAAUGCCUAACGCAGCGUGGCUAAAGGAACUCCCGACGCUCCGCCUGACACACGAACUUUUUCGCUUGGAUCGGGUAGAUGAAAAUUAA
Messenger RNA from Paracoccidioides brasiliensis Pb18, 252 nucleotides. RefSeq lists its product as uncharacterized. The record is from RefSeq and is a predicted model, not a curated record. The coding region runs from base 1 to 252 and encodes 83 amino acids. The transcript has 2 exons.